Molecule: messenger RNA, 1180 nt
Organism: Dothidotthia symphoricarpi CBS 119687
Lineage: Eukaryota; Fungi; Ascomycota; Dothideomycetes; Pleosporales; Dothidotthiaceae
Product: glycoside hydrolase family 131 protein
Exons: 3
Coding region: 331-1116 (261 amino acids)
Source: RefSeq, a predicted model, not a curated record
AACGCACAAUAUGCACGACCGGGCCGUUGCUCCGCUUCUACAGAUGGUUAAAGUACCUGAAGCACGAGUAGUCGCAUAUAAAUUAAUUGGAAACACUCACGAGCAAACCACGCCAAUCACGUAUAAUCGCGAAUUUCAAUCAAUGUUUUGUUUCCUGGAUAUUGGAAAGGACGUCGAUCGUAGGUAAUUCGCUCCGUCUUCAUAUUGGGGAAGUGUCUAUUGUCGAUGGAGUGGUAUAUAACGUGGUGGAAGCCUCACAUCACAGUGUAGAAGCUUUUUACCCUUGACUACAUCUUUACCCUCCAACAACAACAAAGCAAGAUAGGCAAGAUGUUCGGAAAGGUCACAAUCCUGAACGCGCUCGUCAGCGCUGUGUCUGCAGGCACAAUUCUCUGGGAUGGUCGCUUCAACGAGAUGACCUCCAGCGCCGACCUCAACAACUGGUCUUGGGCAAACCAAGUCGGCAACUACCAAUACUACAUCCACGGCACCGGUCCAGUAACCAGCUAUGUCAACCUCUCGCCCAACUACAAGAACUCCGGAGACACGAAUUCCAAGCAAGGCGCCAAAAUCACCAUCGACAGCACCGCAAAAUGGAACAGCGAUAUGUGGCGCACAGAGCUCAUCCCGCAGACAAAGGCUGCUAUCAAUUCGGGCACCGUCUACUACCAUUUUUCGAUGAAGAGAUCAACUACAAACGUCCCCAGCGCGACGAACGAACACCAGAUAAACUUCUUCGAAAGCCACUUCACGGAGAUGAAGUACGGAUGGGUAAACGGCGAGUCGGGCGUCAGCAACACCAACCUGCAGUGGAUGGUGGGCGGGCAGAGCAAGUGGAAGGUUGAGCUCCUAGCGGAUGUGUGGCACAAUGUUGCUUAUGAGAUUAACUUCACGUCCCAGCAGGUCACGUUCUGGCACUCGACUGGCAACAACACGCUGACUAAGACUGUUGGGCCUGUUGCUGCUAGCACGUCGUCUAAUGGCGCUGAUUGGCAUCUUGGUGUGCUUCGUCUGCCCCGCCAGGGCAAUGAUGGAACGGGUGCUGAGGAUUGGUACUUUAGUGGUGUGUAUGUUGAGAGUGGAUCGCUUACGACGUCGGUUGUUAGCCCGAAAUAAACAUGGGAUGUUGGGCUGAGGAGUAGAGAGUGCUUGCGGAUACGAAGUAGCUUGUUGUAGUUGC